UGUUGUGCAAUUGUUAAUUAAAAUUUAAGGUUUAACCCUUAAUGGAGUUUUUAAGCAACUGUGGUUAACAGAAUUUUCAUUAUUCGCCAAAAUUUAUGGAAUAAUUUAAAGAAUGAUUCAACAAGUCAAUGGUACGCGGGUUGAUACUUAAAGCUCUUUUACAUAAAAAGUACUCGAGAGUAUUUAAGUAAAUGGCCCAAAACAAUUAAAAGCAGAAAAAAAAAAAAAACAAUUAAAAAUACGGUUGAUAGAAGCAGCAGAGGAACCAGUAGAAACUGAACACAAAACAACAACAAAAAAAGCCAACAAAUGUCAAGGCACAACAUACAGGGACACAAAUUAACAACAAGAAUAGCAAUAAUAACAAAAACAACAAUAGUAGACCAAGAAAGUCCCUAACAAAAUAAUAAAAUAGCAACAAAAAGGAAAAAAACAACUACAUGAAUAAAAAUCAUAAAAAAUAAAGGACAACAAGCAGCAACAUUAAAAAAAGGACACAUAAUCAAGCCAAAGGCAUAAAAGCACAAAGGACUACAAUAAACUACCAUAAAAAUAAGUUAAAGAGAGAGAGGAAAGCCAACAACUUGGACUCAGAAACAGUAACAACAUAUCGCAAUUUAGAGAUAAACAAGAUAUAAAAGAGAGACCCUUUAGCAAUGGAAUUGCUUUAAAAGCUUUAACAAUAAUAAACGACAAAAAACAAAUUAUUACUGUGUAAAAUAAAAUUUAACUAAACAGGAAACCAACGCUCUUUCGCACACACAUACACACACUUUUUAAAGCAUCCUUACAUAUCCUGCUGCCUGCUGUUUAAAAGUUGAAAAAGUUUACAAAACAAUAAAAGCUGCCAACUGCAAUUAAAACACGCGCAAACACACACACUCUCAACGACAUGUCACAUAUUAACUCCAGCUAGAAAAAAAUCCAAUUUUAAAACACAACAGAAACAAUUUUCCACAAACUUUGCUGGGAAUUGUUCUUCCAACAAAAAAAAAACUUUUCUAAACUCAUAUAUUCACACAACAACACAAAGCUAAAGAUCCAAAUCGAAAAAUGGCUUUCAUCUGGCGUCGUCGCUCCACUUCAAUAGUGAAAAUUAUUGCAGUUUUGACAGCAAUUUGGUUCUUUGUGGCCUUCUUCAUCUACACCGAUGACACGAGACGCGAAACAGCCAGCAACAAAUGGAGCGCCAUGUCUCAGCAGCUGAAAAGUUUGGCCGGUGCUGGUGCUGGUUCGGGUAAUGCCAACAAUCAAAUCGAUAAUUUCGAACGUGAUGGUGCUGGCGUUUUCGAAGCUGGCGGUGGUUUUGGUGUCGGCAACAAUGUGGUCUUAGAGCGCAACAAUAAUGCGCCCCAUGAUAGUGGCGGUGGUGGUGGCAAUGAACUCGAUGAGGACAAUGGUGAGGGGGUGGCUGCCGAUGUACCCAUAGCCCAGCCCGAUGAACCGAAUAAUAGGGGUGGUGCAGAAGAUAUUGAUGACAAUGCUGAUAUAAAUGAAGGUGAUGAGUCGAUAGUGAAUAAUGUUGUUGUGCAUCCCAAUGACAAAGUGUAUCGUGGUAAAUUUAUAGGUGGCAAACAAUCACCAGGCAGCAAUGAGAAAGGACAUCAGGAUGAUGGUAAAAGCGUUUUAGCUGCCCCUUCUCCACCCAAAGAUGCUCCCGGUGAAAUGGGCAAACCCGUUAACCUACCUGCCAAUAUGACUUCCGAUAUGAAAAAAGCCGUCGAUGAUGGCUGGCAAAAGAAUGCCUUUAAUCAAUAUGCUUCCGAUAUGAUUUCCGUACACAGAACUCUGCCAGAUCCUAGAGAUGCUUGGUGUAAAGAGCCGGGACGUUAUCAAAAGGAUCUGCCAGCCACUGAUGUAAUUAUUUGUUUCCACAAUGAGGCGUGGUCCGUGCUAUUGCGUACCGUGCACUCUGUUUUUGAUCGUUCACCAGAACAUUUAAUCGGCAAUAUAAUACUGGUAGAUGACUUCUCCGAUAUGCCUCAUACGAAAAAACAAUUGGAAGACUAUUUUGCUGCCAAUCCAAAGGUUAAAAUUUUACGUGCACCAAAGCGUGAAGGUUUAAUACGCGCCAGACUACUCGGUGCACGUCAUGCCACAUCGCCAGUAUUAACAUAUUUAGAUUCUCACUGCGAAUGCACCGAAGGUUGGCUAGAACCAUUAUUGGAUCGUAUUGCUAGAAAUUCUACCACCGUUGUCUGUCCCGUUAUAGAUGUUAUCGAUGAUACCACACUCGAAUAUCAUUAUCGUGAUUCGGGUGGUGUGAAUGUGGGCGGUUUCGAUUGGAAUUUACAAUUCAAUUGGCAUGCGGUGCCCGAUAGAGAAAAGAAACGUCAUAAGAAUUCCGCAGAACCUGUGUAUUCACCCACCAUGGCGGGAGGUUUAUUUUCCAUAGAUCGUGAAUUCUUUGAAUUGUUGGGCACUUACGAUUCUGGUUUCGAUAUUUGGGGUGGGGAAAAUCUCGAGUUGUCAUUUAAGACCUGGAUGUGCGGUGGUACGCUGGAGAUAGUGCCAUGUUCACAUGUCGGCCAUAUAUUUAGAAAGAGAUCGCCGUAUAAGUGGCGCACAGGCGUUAAUGUACUUAAAAAGAAUUCCGUACGGUUGGCUGAAGUUUGGUUAGACGACUAUUCCAAAUAUUAUUAUCAACGCAUUGGUAAUGAUAAAGGUGAUUUUGGUGAUGUUGGUGCACGUAAAAAAUUGCGCGAUCGUUUGGGUUGCAAAAGUUUUAAAUGGUAUUUAGACAAUGUCUAUCCAGAACUUUUCAUACCAGGAGAAUCUGUCGCCUAUGGCGAGAUAAGAAAUUUAGGUGCUGGCGGUCGCACAUGUUUGGAUUCACCGGCACGUAAAAAAGAUUUGAAAAAGAAGGUGGGCUUGUAUCCCUGUCACAAUCAAGGUGGAAAUCAGUACUGGAUGCUGAGCAAAGCUGGUGAAAUACGCCGAGAUGAGGCUUGUCUCGAUUAUGCAGGACAUGAUGUUAUGCUCUAUCCUUGCCAUGGCUCCAAAGGAAAUCAGUUCUGGACAUUCAACAGUGAAACCAAACAGAUACGCCAUGGAUCUUCCGACAAAUGUUUGGCCAUCAGUGAGAAACGGGACAAGGUCCUUAUGGAAGAGUGCAAUCGCAAUCGUUUGCGACAACACUGGCGUUUGGAAAACUACGAUCCCUCGAAAUUGUGAGGUUAUUUUUUUGGGAAUGGCACCCAAUUCAUACCAACCUCACUGUCGUACUACAAGCAUUGGAAAUAGCAAAGAAUAGUUAAAAAUUAUGAAAAUUAGAAUUAAAAUUAAUUUAAGUUUGUUGAAGUUAAAGCAAAAGCAACAGCAGACAAAAGAAAAAAAGAAAGAUAUUUAGUUGACAAAGAAGAAAAACUUUCAACAUGUGCAAUAUUUAAAAAUGGAAAUGAAAUUGAAGGAGGAAAGUAAAAAAAGACAUUAUAAAUGACUGUUGUAAAAUAAGACAUAACAAUACAAGAAAUUUAAGCACAAAAACUUUUUUCUAUAAAUACAUAUUACAUUUAUAAGUUGUUAAUUUAGCUUGUAAGAUUUAAAAAAACAAUUAGGCUUAAGUUUUAAUAAUUUUGAAAAUUAUUAAAAACUAAAUGAUAUAA
This is a messenger RNA of Calliphora vicina (urban bluebottle blowfly), 3605 nucleotides long. RefSeq names its product putative polypeptide N-acetylgalactosaminyltransferase 9. Gene Ontology annotation, molecular function: polypeptide N-acetylgalactosaminyltransferase activity. The coding region runs from base 1054 to 3174 and encodes 706 amino acids. The record is from RefSeq and is a predicted model, not a curated record. The transcript has 12 exons. Lineage: Eukaryota; Metazoa; Arthropoda; Insecta; Diptera; Calliphoridae. Gene Ontology annotation, biological process: protein O-linked glycosylation. Gene Ontology annotation, cellular component: Golgi apparatus.